This is a messenger RNA of Paracoccidioides lutzii Pb01, 1527 nucleotides long. RefSeq lists its product as hypothetical. The coding region runs from base 1 to 1527 and encodes 508 amino acids. The transcript is spliced from 5 exons. The record is from RefSeq and is a predicted model, not a curated record.
AUGGGCGCUCCCUCCAAUCUAACCCCAGGAAACGAUCAGGGUUUACCAAAUCCUUCAGGCCAUAUCAAUGCGCGGAUUUGGCGGCAACGUCGGGUAGGAUUCAAUGCCAAAUGCGCGAACGAUCAGGCCACAAUCCCUACCUGGAAGAGCCCAGCACAGGUUCCGUUUCUAGCGGAAGCCCAGCCUUCCAACUCGCACGCUCCUGUACGAAGUGGACGGAACGAGGGUCUUCCCACUCAACCACAGCAGCCGCAAUCCAAAUUCGGACACCUGCUGGAAGCGACUGGAUCAACGUCAUAUCAUCAACGAGCACAUAAAACGAGUCAUCCAUAUCAGCGACUUGGUUCCAAAGGACGGAUCCAUCACGGCGCAGAAUAUCGAGGGAUUAGAAUCAAUCAAGAUAAUCCACACAACCCCCCCACCCCAACUACCAAUUCCCAAGCAUCACAUCGCGAUUCAACAUUCUCACACUUCCCACCUCCUUCAAAUGCAAAUUUCCCACAUUCUGGGUAUUUGCCAAUGGAUGCGCAGAGUCCGGACUACGCUUCAACAGCUGCGCCUUUAGGAGCUUCCUAUUCAACCAAUCCUCCGGUAGGGGAGAAGGCGCCAUUAGAUACACCAUCCUUCACCUCAGAGCCAACGCAUCUAAUGUCGGAAGGUUCAACUGAGCACCCAUAUAGCGCUCCUUUUAAAAACAGGGGAGGAGCUGAUUCUGGCAACCUGGAAAGCAAAGGAAAACUUCCAGAAAGUGGCAGAGAUGAUGAUAUAGAACGAUUCACAGUUCGUCCCAGGACUCCGCCGCCAAAUCAAGCACCAGGCACCGUUUCCCAUUCCCGCGUAUGCCUCUUCGUGCGCCAGCAACCUAUAGCAGCUCGUGCCUGUAAACCUGGAGAUAAAUGCCGGCGACCCAUCGAUCCGAUACCAAUCAUUCAGCUGUUGAUGACCGAUUUCUCUCCGGAGUCGAUGGAAGACAAGAUGCAACUUGCAAGCAAUCAGUACAUUGUUUCCUGCCACUUAUCUCCAAUCGCAAAGGAGCACGGGGGAGCUAAUGAGAAGCAUCCUUCCAAGCAAACUGACCGUGGGGAAAUCAACGACCCUGACAGCAACUUGUCAGCUGGCAGGACACUAAGCGGCAACUGUCAUGCAGGUCCAUUUUCUGUCAAAGAAGAUCCCGAUCCAACCAAUGCGCCUCCCCACCCUCGAUCAGCACCAAAUCAAGCAAUAAACUCGGCUUCUGUCCUUAGACAAACCUCAGGUCGUUUGCAAUCUCCCAACCCGCCGGCAUCUAUGCCUGCGACCUUUUUCAUUUUUCCCGACCUUUCCAUUUGCAAGGUAGGCCGUUAUCGGCUACGGUUUCAGCUCAUGGAUGUCCAUGAAGCUUUGCGAUUGGGGUGUUCUCCAAUCCUUCACGAAGUUUAUUCUGAGCCUUUUCAGGUGUUUCAUGCGAGGGACUUUCCCGGUCUGCAGCCAACACCCUUAUUGACAGCGAGAUUGAGGUCCUUGGGUGCUGUGGGAAUUAACGCGUGA